Knipowitschia caucasica is the source of this 1188-nucleotide messenger RNA. NCBI's taxonomy places the organism in Eukaryota, Metazoa, Chordata, Actinopteri, Gobiiformes, Gobiidae. The record is from the annotation of a GenBank genome assembly.
AUGCCCAGGCUGCCUCUGCUCAGGCCACAGACAGGGCUCUACAGACAGGGCUCUACAGACAGGACUCUACAGACAGGGCUCUACAGACAGGGCUCUACAGACAGGGCUCUACAGACCGGGCUCUACAGACCGGGCUCUACAGACAGGGCUCUACAGACAGGGCUCUACAGACCGGGCUCUACGCACAGGGCUCUACAGACAGGGCUCUACAGACAGGGCUCUACAGACCGGGCUCUACAGACAGGACUCUACAGACAGGGCUCUACAGACAGGACUCUACAGACAGGGCUCUACAGACAGGGCUCUACAGACAGGGCUCUACAGACAGGGCUCUACAGACAGGGCUCUACAGACAGGGCUCUACAGGCCACAGACAGAGCUCUACUGGCCACAGACAGGGCUCUACAGGCCACAGACAGAGCUCUACUGGCCACAGACAGGCCUCUACUGGCCACGGACAGGGCUCUACUGGCCACGGACAGGGCUCUACUGGCCACGGACAGGGCUCUACUGGCCACGGACAGGGCUCUACUGGCCACGGACAGGGCUCUACUGGCCACGGACAGGGUUCUACAGGCCACAGACAGAGCUCUACUGGCCACAGACAGGCCUCUACUGGCCACGGACAGGGCUCUACUGGCCACAGACAGGCCUCUACUGGCCACGGACAGGCCUCUACUGGCCACGGACAGGGCUCUACUGGCCACGGACAGGGCUCUACUGGCCACGGACAGGGCUCUACUGGCCACGGACAGGGCUCUACUGGCCACGGACAGGGCUCUACUGGCCUCGGACAGGGUUCUACAGGCCACAGACAGAGCUCUACUGGCCACAGAUGGGGCUCUACAGGCCACAGACGGGGCUCUACAGGCCACAGACAGAGCUCUACAGGCCACAGACAGAGCUCUACAGGCCACAGACAGAGCUCUACAGGCCACAGACAGAGCUCUACAGGCCACAGACAGGGUUCUACAGGCCACAGACAGAAGUACCUGUCUGCACAUCAUACUAUUGUUUGAUCCAGCAGCUCAGUUGAUCGCGAUAGCAGGAAUAGCGUACACAUUGCCGCCUCCACCUCUGAGCAUUCAGGGCUGUCUUUCUCUCCGUGGGGGAGAUGAGUCAGAGGCCAGUGCGAUGGGUCCGUUUGAUUUAGCCGUCAGCUCACCUCAGAACAAACUGCCUGAGUGA